AUUAUAAAGGUGUGUUUGACUGUUUUGCGAAAAUGUAUCGCAAUGAAGGAUUAUUUUCGUUUUGGAAAGGCAUUCUUCCACCAGUGAUAGCUGAAACACCAAAACGUGCCAUUAAAUUCGUUUGUUUUGAACAAACGAAACCAUUGUUUUUAUUUGGAGCUCCUGCACCAACUCCAUUGACAUUUUCUCUUGCGGGCUUGACAGCAGGUUUGGUUGAAGCUAUUGCCGUCAAUCCAUUUGAGGUUGUUAAAGUGGCACAACAAGCAGAUCGUACAAAGAUGAAAGAAACUCUUGGCACUUGGGCAGUUACAAAAAGAAUCGUUCAACAGGACGGUCUUGGUUUUCGUGGUUUAAAUAAAGGCGUUACAGCAACUAUGGGUCGUAAUGGUGUUUUUAAUAUGGUUUAUUUCGGUUUUUAUCACAGUGUCAAAAAUAUUGUACCUGCUUAUGAAGAUAAUACAAAAGAGUUCUUCCGUAAAGUACUUAUUGGCUUCACAUCUGGCACUCUGGCCUGCUUUGUAAAUAUACCUUUCGAUGUUGCAAAAUCACGUAUACAAGGUCCACAACCACAACCGGGUAUAAUAAAAUACAAAUCAACAUUCGGUUCUAUUGCUACAGUUUACAGAGAAGAAGGAUUCCGUGCAUUGUACAAAGGUUUGGUACCGAAAGUUAUGAGAUUGGGUCCAGGUGGUGCAAUUAUGUUAUUAGUAUUUGAGUAUGCUUAUGAAUUUUUACAAAAGAAAUGCAUUUAAUUUUUUAAAUAAUUUGUUAAUAUUGUAAUAAA
This is a messenger RNA of Teleopsis dalmanni, 784 nucleotides long. Its product is annotated as mitochondrial 2-oxodicarboxylate carrier. The transcript is spliced from 2 exons. Bases 33 to 752 code for a protein of 239 amino acids. NCBI's taxonomy places the organism in Eukaryota, Metazoa, Arthropoda, Insecta, Diptera, Diopsidae. The record is from RefSeq and is a predicted model, not a curated record.